Lucilia sericata (common green bottle fly) is the source of this 5085-nucleotide messenger RNA. It is a transcript of the gene Pde8, whose product is annotated as high affinity cAMP-specific and IBMX-insensitive 3',5'-cyclic phosphodiesterase 8. Gene Ontology annotation, biological process: signal transduction; positive regulation of ERK1 and ERK2 cascade. The record is from RefSeq and is a predicted model, not a curated record. NCBI's taxonomy places the organism in Eukaryota, Metazoa, Arthropoda, Insecta, Diptera, Calliphoridae. The transcript has 17 exons. Bases 956 to 4843 code for a protein of 1295 amino acids. Gene Ontology annotation, molecular function: 3',5'-cyclic-nucleotide phosphodiesterase activity.
UUGUCGAGUGAGUGAAGUAAAAGUCACACAAAACCCGUAUAUCGUGCGGCCAAUCAAAACACUUUAACCCGAUUUCAAAUUACAUACAAUUAAACGAAAAAUCUCUAAUAAAAUUAUAAUUAUAAUUAUGUUGAAUUUGUAUAAAUUGUAGUUAAAAUAAUCAUUAUUAUAAUCGACUUCAAAAGCAAUUUAAUAAUUGUGAAGCAAAUAAAAUGGUUGAAAGAUAUUUUAACAACAAACGAAAAAACAUGAAAACGUUUCAAUCAAUAAUUGUCAUCAAUAUUUGAGGAAAAAUAAAUUAAAAGCUAAUGUUUAAACAUUAUAUAAUUAAAGUGAAACAAUAAAAAAUUAAAUAAAAAAAUAUAAUUAUUUGCAAAUAGAAAACAACUAUCUGAAUUUUGACGUCAACAUCUCCCAAAAACAAAUAUGUAUAUGUUACAAUUUUAAAUAAACGUGUUUGUGUGUGUUACAAAAUAAUGCAAACGAUUUUUUGAACAUUUAAUCGAAUAGAAUAAAAUACUUAUUCUGUUAUCUUAUCUUUUUACUGUGAUAUGCGUAGUAAAUAUUACAAAAAGUGUGUGUUUUUGUAAAAGAUCAAAUAGUUGAAAACAAAAAUAAAUAAAUAAAAUAUGUAAUAAAUUUUAUGAAUUAUAUCAAAAGUAAGAGUAAGAGAUUAGAAAAAUUUAUUUAAGAGAACGAGAAAAGUUGUUUAGCAAAUAUGAAUCCAAGUGUAAACAUUUUAAACAUAUAAAAUAAAAUCAAAUCAAAAAUAUUAAAUAAAAAUAAGGAGGCAAAGUGAAAAAUCAAUGAAUCAAUCCAUCAAGCUGCCAAUAAAUUAAAUCGCAAACGUGCAUACAUACAUCUUUACAGUAAAUAUUGAAACAAAUAAAUUGAAAACAAAAAAAAAAAAACUCGUAAAUCUGAAAUUUUAUUUAUAUCGGAAAGUGUUACAACGAUGCGCAAUUGUUUCACAAAAAUCACAAAUGUAUUUCGUAAAAAACCAAUACAACAAAAUCAACCUGAGCACAGUCGUUUAAAUGGAGAGGAAUUUUUGCAAUCGCCCGUUCAUUACGAGGGCGCCGGUAAGGGUGAAUACAGAACAACAACAACAACGACGACAAUAAAAGCGGCAACCACAACGACAACAACAGCAUGUAUUAUAAUAAACGAAUGUUCGGAUACGACCGAUUUUGAUAAGCAGCCGGGCAAUAAUAAUAACAGCAAUGAUUACUACCACGACGAUGAUGGUGAUAAUAAUGAUAACGGCGAUAAACGAAAAAACGUAAUUGAACAUCGAAAGAUAAGCGAUAUUAUGGCAGCAGAUAAACAGAAGGCCGUUAAAACUACAAGCCAAAAGACGCCAAGUCUAGGAAGAAAUGCUACUGCUAACAAUCACAACGAUAAUAAUCCACUCAAUGUUCCCCAAAACAGCCAAAAGAAUAUCAAAAAUAAUAUAGUAGAACUCUCAGAGCUCACUUAUAAUAACAGUUCUUUAGAUACAGACUUUACCAACCCUUUACAGCAAUCGAACCUCCAAGACAUACACCCAGCCACAAUUAAAAACAAUGAUGCGGAAACUGAUAAACUUAUACAGCAAAUUGAAACCACAACGAACCACACAAAAUUAACUUCGGCAACUAAUGAACAUCAAAGAAUAGAAUCACACACGCAAAUAACUGACACAGCCAGAGGACACAACAAUAAUACUUCAGACACAAGUGAGGAGCACAAAACGAACACUUAUAUUCAUGAAUACAAAUCAUUUGUCGAAGACAAUAGAAGGAGUUUUAUCAACAGUCCAUUGCCUCUUUCUCUACCCCGAGACAUUGAAUUGUUCGCUAGUGAAGAGAUACUCAAGCGCCCCACAACGGCUGCAAGUCAUAGCAACAACAACAAUAACAAACACUCAAUUGAAAAGGACUUGAAAUUGAAAUUGCCAAAGGUGCUAUCACGACCACCGUCGCCACCCACUAUCGCUGAAGCAGCCAAUACAUCAAUUGUGGUAAACAAUGAGGUUGCUGAAGCCAAGACUCCAGAGGAAAUUGAAUACGACGCCAAAGUGGCUGCCGAAUGUGAAGAUGUGAUGACGCCACUGCCAACAGAUACUCAAACAAAACACCUGCACCCAUUAGCCUACGGACGAAACGUUCAACCGGUUAUAGUCGAAGUAAUACGCAAUUUAGAUGCCAAUACGUUGCGCAUUAACAAUCUAACACUUGAUGACAAAGUCGAGUUGUUGCAGCGUUAUGAAUGUAAACAUCAACAUCGUAGACACAGCCGAGGAAAUAACCAUAACCGCUUAAUGCCAACAGAAGUAAACAUUCAAAAUGUUAAACAAAGGCAGCAACUACAGCAACCAGAUGAUGACGUUUCCUCCGACUCUGAUAUCGGUGAUGUUGUUUUGCGUCGUAAAUGUCAAAGUACAAAUAGAUCUGGAUUAUAUGAGCGACGUCAACCAAAAAGUCCAAAACUUAAAUUAAUUUUGGAAAACAAAAAACCGGACAUCACCACUGAAAUAAAUCCAAACAAAUUACCAAAGAAUUCUGAUCAUGAAAUUGAGCGCAAUGUUUUUGAAAUAAAAUACCCCACAGUGCUACCACCGAAUCCUAAUCUCAAGGCUCUUUUGAUCUUUCCUAAAAGCGAUAGUAUUUGCGAGGUGAUGCAGCAAGCAUGCAACCGUCAACAUUUGGAAGUUACAUUAGUGAAGUCAAAAGAAAGUGCCAUGGAAAGUCUUUGCAGUGCCACAGAAUGCUAUCACAUUAUCAUAGUUGAUGCACGCUCUGCGAAACAUUUAGAUGCUGAACACAUUGCAAGAUCUAUUCGUCACAUGAGUGGUCAUCAUUUCACGACAAUAAUAGCUGUGGUUAAAAAGAGCAUUUCGGAAAGAGAUGAUGUACUGAAUGCAUUAUUAGACGCUGGCGUUAAUAGAUGCAUGGCUGAAAGCACAAAUUUAUCAAUGUGCACAAUGGAAUUAAAACAGACUCUCCACUCUAUAGUUCGACCACAUAAUGUCAUAUCAACUCAACAGGCACUUUAUACGGCACUGCAUAGGCUGAAGGAAGUUCUCAUAAUUACAGAUGAUCUCCUAAGAAUUCAGUACGCCAACAGAUCUGCGGAAAGAUUGCUCAAUAUGCGAUUGGAUGAAAUUAUAAACAAGCCUCUUGCCGAAAUUUUCGUUUCGGACGUUUCCUCAAUCAAUCACAAUUCUGGCAAAGGCAUACGAGAAUUCGAUGGUAUACUGACAGUAAAGAGAAAAAAUCAAGAUGGCAUACCAAUGCAUGUACGGGUAGUACCAGUAGCAUGUAUUGGCAGAACUCCUACACAUUUUGUUUUCAAUUUCGAUGUACCUGGUGGGCAGACGGAUUUCAUUGCAACCCUACCACAACCCAAAGAAGCACCUCGUGGUUCACUUCACUCUAUACGACGAGGAAGUUUCGAUGUUCGAUCAAUUGCCUCAGAUGGUUUAAGGCGUACAAGUUUAGCUAAACUAACUUCAUUACCUUUAGAGGCACCUAUAACAAAGAUAAUAAAUUUACUCUCGCAAGUACAGGAGAAUUGUUCAGCUGAUGAGGCGCGACUUAUUGAUAAGGUAUUGGAAUUUUUGAAACGUGAAGGAUUAUACAGCCCACAAAUGAAAGAAAUUCGACCAGAUGAUCCGAUUGCAACAGAUCUAAUUGGUGCCCUUCUAACUGGGCCAAACGUUUAUUCAUCUCGACGCAGCUCGAAUGACUCAAUCGUCAAGUCUGGUCGUACCUGCAAUAGUACAAACACUCCUGGAAUAAUGCCAGCUAAAAUGAAGGCAACCCCUCUCAUUAUGGAAAUACUGGAAGAAUCUCUAAAUUGGGAAUUUAAUAUAUUUAAACUGGAAGAAGUCACCGAAAGGCAUCCACUUUUGUAUUUGGGCAUGGAAAUAUUCAGGCGUUUCGAUGUUUUCUGCACUCUUGGAGUGGAUGAAACCAUAUGUAAAAAUUGGCUUGCUCUAAUGGAAAGUCAAUAUCAUGCCGAUAACUCCUACCAUAACAGCACUCAUGCAGCGGACGUUAUGCAGGCAACUGGUGUUUUCAUAUCACAACUUGCAGCCAAAGACUUAGUUAUGGAUCGUUUGGAAGAGGCUACAGCAUUAAUUGCUGCCGUUGCCCAUGAUGUUGACCAUCCUGGACGUUCUUCAGCUUUUCUCUGCAAUUCAAAUAGUCCAUUGGCUAUAAUGUAUAACGAUUUAACCGUACUCGAAUCACAUCAUGCAUCAACUACUUUUAGACUGGCUUUAGCGGAUGACAACGUCAAUAUUUUUAAGAAUUUAGAUAAAGAUACUUAUAAAUUGGCACGAAGUACUAUUAUCGAUAUGAUUUUGGCCACUGAAAUGACACGCCAUUUUGAACAUUUGGCAAAAUUUGUUAGUGUGUUUGGCGCGGAAGUUGAGCCAAGAGAUAUCGUACAAACCGAAGAAGAAAGUUCAAUACUAAUGCGCCGUAUGCUUAUCAAAGUAGCCGAUGUUAGCAAUCCAGCUAGACCAAUGAUUUGCUGUAUAGAAUGGGCGCGACGUAUUGCCGAAGAAUACUUUACGCAAACAGACGAAGAGAAGGCUAAAGAUUUGCCAAUCGUCAUGCCAAUGUUUGAUCGUGCCACCUGCAGUAUACCAAAAAGUCAAAUUGGUUUCAUCGAAUACAUCAUACAGGACAUGAUGCAUGCAUGGGACAGUUUCAUCGAUAUGCCUGAAUUAAUUACGUACAUGCAAAUCAACUAUUCCCAAUGGAAGAAAUUUGAAGAACAGGGUAUUCACACGCUCGCCGAAGUUAAGGCGAAGCAAAUGUCUCUUAUGAAUAAAAAGUCUGCUCUGAAAUAGCACAUGGCUUUUAAGAGACUCUUCUCGGGACUUCUUAAGCCUCAACCGCUGCAACUACAAUGUGCAUUUUCGAUUGGUGAAAAUGAAAUAGAAGAGUAUGUUCAAAAAUAAAUCGCCUCGGACUCAUUCAGAUGUAUCAAACAUAAGAGUAAAAGCUAUUUUUCUCUAAUUAAAACAAUCUACAGCUAAACGAAAUCAGCUACAAAAGAUGUCGCAAAGGUCACACCUGCUCAAAAACAAAA